This is a messenger RNA of Megalops cyprinoides (Indo-Pacific tarpon), 5261 nucleotides long. RefSeq names its product ATP-binding cassette, sub-family C (CFTR/MRP), member 8 (gene abcc8). The coding region runs from base 409 to 5226 and encodes 1605 amino acids. The record is from RefSeq and is a predicted model, not a curated record. The transcript is spliced from 41 exons. Gene Ontology annotation, cellular component: membrane. Gene Ontology annotation, biological process: potassium ion transport; transmembrane transport. Gene Ontology annotation, molecular function: sulfonylurea receptor activity; ATP hydrolysis activity; ATP binding. Lineage: Eukaryota; Metazoa; Chordata; Actinopteri; Elopiformes; Megalopidae.
GAACCUUGGCUAGUUCCACCAAGAGAAAACUGGGAGGACCUUUUACUCAAGGAGCCAUCAAUUAUUCCUGGUUGCUCAACUGUUUUUUGUGUGCGCGAGUGCCUGUGUAUUUGCGUUCUGAACAAAAGGAUGCGUUCGCAAAGGAAACCAUAUUAACGGCGAUUUAUAGAAUGACGGCUUGUACCAAUGUAAUUGGUUUUGGGGUGUGAAGAUUUUGGGAUCGAAUCCCACAGAAGGCAUUACUGUUAGAAUUGCAUCGGUCAUUGCUGUUCACUAAGUACGACGGAAAACAAUGCGAAACACUUCUUGCUGCGCGUAACAUCACCUUCGCAUUUGAGGAAAGUCUACACAGACGCCCAAAUAGUUCAUGAAGGUGACUGUGGAAAUACCAAACGACUGUGAAUCAAGAUGCUACCACGAUACAAACCGAGUCCCAGCUCCACCAUGUCCUUGGCGUUUUGUGGCAACGAAAACAACUCGGCUGCCUACAAUGUGGACCGUGGGGUGCUCAACAACGGCUGCUUCCUGGAUGCACUCACUGUUGUGCCACACGUGUUUCUGCUCUUCAUCACCUUCCCCAUCCUCUUCAUCGGGUGGGGCAGCCAGAGCUCUAAGGUUCACAUCCACCACAGCACCUGGUUGCACUUCCCUGGACACAACCUGCGCUGGAUUCUGACCUUCGUCCUCCUCUUCGUCUUGGUGUGCGAGAUUGCCGAGGGCAUUGUUUCAGACGGGUUCACCCAGUCCCUACACUUGCAUCUCUACAUGCCUGCGGCCCUGGCCUUCAUGGCAGCUAUCACCUCCAUUGUCUACUACCACAACAUUGAGACCUCCAAUUUCCCCAAGCUCCUGCUGGCCCUACUCAUCUACUGGGUCCUAGCCUUCGUUACAAAAACCAUCAAGUUUGCCAAGUACAAUGAGCAUGGUGUGGGACUGGGACAGCUGCGCUUCUGUAUCACCGGGCUGCUGGUCCUGCUGUAUGGCCUGCUGCUGGCUGUGGAGGUCAACGUCAUCCUGGGCAGGCGCUAUGUGUGUUUCCAACACCCCACAGAGGUGAAGCCUCCUGAAGAUCUGCAGGACCUGGGCGUGCGCUUCUUGCAGCCCUUUGUCAACCUGCUCUCCAAAGGCACCUACUGGUGGAUGAACACCUUCAUCACCUCUGCCCACAGACGGCCCAUUGACCUCAAGGUCAUCGGCAAACUGCCCAUUGCUAUGCGCGCCCUCACCAACUAUCUGCGGCUGCGCAGGGCCUUUGAAGCACAGAAGAAAAAGGGCUCGACCCAGCCACAGGGGCCCAAGUGGAUCUGGCGGGCCCUGCGCCACGCCUUUGGCCGGCCGCUCAUCCUCAGCAUCACCUUCCGCUUUAUGGCCGACCUGCUGGGCUUUGCGGGGCCACUCUGCAUCUCCGGGAUAGUCCACCACAUCAGCAAGGAGAACCGGACCAUCCAGCCUCCGGUAAAGCUCCUGGGCAUCUACUUCAUCUCCUCCCAGGAGUUCCUGGCCAAUGCAUAUGUCCUGGCUGUCCUGCUCUUCUUCGCCCUGCUCCUGCAGCGGACCUUCCUCCAGGCCUCCUACUACGUGGCCAUUGAGACGGGGAUUAACUUGAGAGGGGCCAUCCAGACAAAAAUCUACAAUAAGAUCAUGCGACUGUGCACCUCCAACUUGUCCAUGGGGGAGAUGACUGUGGGACAGAUCUGCAACCUGGUGGCCAUAGACACCAACCAGCUUAUGUGGUUCUUCUUCCUGUGCCCAAACCUGUGGGCCAUGCCAUUUCAAAUCAUCAUUGGAGUGAUCCUGCUCUACUACCUCCUGGGAAUAAGUGCCUUGAUUGGAGCCACCGUCAUUGCAGUCCUGGCCCCUGUGCAGUACUUCGUGGCCACCAAACUCUCCCAAGCACAGAAAAGCACUUUAGAGUACUCAAGUGAACGCCUGAAGAAGACCAAUGAGCUGCUCCGGGGGAUCAAGCUUUUGAAGCUGUACGCCUGGGAGCAUAUCUUCUGCGACAGCAUAGAGGAGACUCGCCAGAAGGAGCUGACAAGCCUGCGGGCCUUUGCCCUCUACACCUCUAUCUCCAUCUUCAUGAAUGCAGCCAUUCCCAUUGCCGCCGUUCUUACUACCUUCGUGGUCCAUGUGAACCUGUCCGAGGACGCUGACCUGUCCCCGGCUGUGGCCUUCGCCUCCCUCUCCCUCUUCCACAUCCUGGUCACCCCCCUCUUCCUGCUCUCCAGCGUGGUACGCUCCACUGUCAAAGCCCUGGUCAGUGUGCAGAAGCUGAGUGAAUUCUUCUCUAGUGAAGAGAUAGGUGAAGAACAGGACCUCAGACCAUCUGCUUCCACAAGCUCCAGCAACCACAACAAGUACCAGGCAGUUCCGUUGAAGGUGGUGAACCGCAAACAUCCAGCAAGGGAGGACUGGAACAACUACGGGUCUCAGAGAGAUCGGGAGGGUGAUGCCCCCACAGCCCAGGAGGAGGAUGUCUGCAUCAAGAUAACAAGUGGAUAUUUCACCUGGACAGAUGGACCCCCCACAUUGUCGAAUGUGGACAUAAAGAUUCCUUUUGGUCAGCUCACCAUGAUCGUGGGCCAGGUGGGUUGUGGGAAGUCUUCACUACUGUUGGCAGCCCUAGGAGAAAUGCAAAAGAUCUCUGGCAGUGUUACCUGGUACAGCCUGCCAAACCAAGAUUCAGAGGGCGAUGAAAGCCCCACAGAAAAGGACACAGCAGGAGAAGGAGACAUUGGGAAGAGAGGCUCUGUGGCUUAUGCAUCCCAGAAGCCUUGGCUCCUGAAUGCCACUGUUGUUGAAAACAUCAUCUUUGAGAUGCCCUUGAACAAGCAGAGGUAUAAGGCAGUCAUUGAAGCCUGCUCCCUGCAGCCUGACAUUGAUAUCCUACCCCAGGGGGACCAGACAGAAAUAGGAGAGCGGGGGAUCAUUCUUUCGGGGGGCCAGCGACAGCGCAUUGGUGUGGCCCGGGCCCUCUACCAGCAGACCAAUGUGGUGUUUCUGGAUGACCCCUUUUCAGCGCUGGACAUUCACCUGAGCGACCACCUGAUGCAGGAGGGUAUCCUGAAGCUCCUGAGGGAGGAGAAGCGGACGGUGGUGCUAGUCACUCACAAGCUGCAGUACCUCCUCCAUGCAGACUGGAUAAUAGCCAUGAAGGAUGGGACCAUUCAGACGGAGGGAACCCUGAAGGACAUCCAGAAUGCAGAGCCUGAGCUGUUUGAGCACUGGAAAACACUGAUGCACCGCCAGGACCAGGAAUUCAAGAAGGAGACGGUGGCAGAGAGUACAACCAUACUGGAGAGGAAGAACCUUCGCAGGGCCAUGUACUCACGGGAAGCCCUGAGGACUGAGGAAGAGGAUGAAGCACCUGAUGUUGCUUUUAGUGCUGAUACAGAGGAGUCCUUGGAGAGUGAUGAAGAGGACAACAUGUCACUGGUCCUACGUCACAGGGCCACCAUCCCCUGGAGGUCCUGUGGCACCUACCUGAGCUCGGCCGGUCUGCUGCUGCUGCCCCUACUGCUGCUCUCCCAGCUCUUCAAGCACUCCUUAAUGGUGGCCAUUGACUACUGGCUGGCCCACUGGACUUCCCACGUCAUCUCCACCAAGAUCGACACUGCUGGACACAAUUGUACCCUAGGGCAGGACUGUGGCUUCAGUCACUCCUCCUACCUUCUGGUGUUCAGUGUGCUCUGCUGCCUGGGCAUUGUCCUGUGCCUCGUCACCUCUGUGGCCGUGGAGUGCACGGGGCUCCGAGUGGCUAAGGAGCUGCACCACGCCCUGCUCAGCAAGAUCAUCCUGGCUCCCAUGAGGCUUUUUGAGACAACUCCCCUGGGUAGCAUUCUGAACAGAUUCUCUGCUGACACCAACACCAUUGACCAGCACAUUCCAGCCACCCUGGAGUGCCUGAGUCGCUCCACCCUGCUCUGCGUGUCUGCUCUGGGCGUCAUAUCCUACGUCACACCUGUCUUCCUCAUCGCCCUAGCCCCCCUUGCUAUCGUCUGCUACUUCAUCCAGAAGUACUUCAGGGUGGCCUCCAGAGACCUCCAGCAGCUGGACGACAGCACCCAACUCCCGCUGCUCACACACUUCUCUGAGACUGUGGAGGGCCUGACCACCAUCCGUGCCUUCAGGUACGAGGCCAGGUUCAGACAGAGGCUGCUGGAGUACACAGAUGCCAACAACAUUGCCUCCCUUUUCCUCACUGCUGCCAACCGCUGGCUGGAGGUCCGCAUGGAAUACAUAGGCGCCUGUGUGGUCCUGAUUGCAGCAGUGGCCUCCAUCACCAACUCCCUUUAUAACCAGCUGUCCACAGGCCUGGUUGGGCUGGGUCUGACCUAUGCUCUCAUGGUGUCCAACUACCUGAACUGGAUGGUGCGCAACCUGGCAGACAUGGAGGUGCAACUGGGCUCUGUAAAGAGGAUUAACGGGCUGCUGAAGACAGAACCAGAGAAUUACGAGGGUUUGCUAUCUGCGUCCCAGGUCCCGGCGACCUGGCCGCAACAGGGAGAGAUCCAGAUCCAGAAUCUGAGUGUGCGCUACGACAGCACCCUGAAGCCAGUCCUGAAGCAUGUCAAUGCCCACAUCAACCCCGGCCAGAAGGUUGGGAUCUGUGGCAGGACAGGAAGUGGAAAAUCUUCCUUCUCUUUGGCCUUCUUCCGAAUGGUGGACACAUUUGAGGGCCGCAUCAUCAUAGACGGCAUUGACAUUGCAAAACUGCCCCUCCAGACUCUUCGGUCCCGAUUUUCCAUAAUUCUGCAGGAUCCCAUCUUAUUCAGCGGGACGAUCCGGUUCAAUCUGGAUCCGGAGAGGAAGGCUACAGACAGCAUGCUGUGGGAGGCCCUGGAGAUUGCACAGCUCAAGCCUGUAGUUAAGGCCCUGCCUGGGGGGCUUGAUGCCAUGGUGACAGAGGGAGGGGAGAACUUCAGCCAGGGGCAGCGUCAGCUGUUCUGCCUGGCCCGGGCGUUUGUGCGGAAAAGCAGCAUUCUCAUCAUGGAUGAGGCUACCGCUUCCAUUGACAUGGCAACGGAAAGCAUUCUACAGAAAGUUGUGAUGACAGCUUUCGCUGAUCGAACUGUGGUCACCAUAGCACACCGUGUGCACACGAUUCUGAAUGCUGAUGUGGUUAUAGUGAUGAAGCGCGGGAUCAUUUUGGAGUAUGACAAGCCCGACGUGCUCCUGGAUCGCGAGGACAGUGUCUUCGCUUCUUUCGUCCGAGCGGACAAGUGACAGCUAGUGGCGGGCCUUUGAAAAGUGCAAUUGUA